Molecule: messenger RNA, 1599 nt
Organism: Colletotrichum karsti
Lineage: Eukaryota; Fungi; Ascomycota; Sordariomycetes; Glomerellales; Glomerellaceae
Product: epoxide hydrolase
Exons: 3
Coding region: 1-1599 (532 amino acids)
Biological process (GO): epoxide metabolic process
Molecular function (GO): epoxide hydrolase activity
Source: RefSeq, a predicted model, not a curated record
AUGGCUACGCCCCUCGAAAGCAGUGGUGUCUUGGCUGGAGACGAGAUCCGGCCUUACCGUAUUCAUGUUUCAAGUAAAUAUCUGGAUCUGACAAAACAGAAACUGGAACUCACCAGGUUACCUCAUGAGACCUCGGAGCCAAAGUCCCAGGACUGGUGGGAACCGAAACCCCAGAUCGAGCCGUUGGUCGACUUCUGGCUUGAAAAGUACGACUGGCGCGAGCAAGAGAGACUCUUCAACGCGCAACUCCCCCAGUUCCGCACAGCCGUCCUCAUCCCCGGCUCGGAGUCGUCCGUCAGGUCUCACUUCGUCCACGCCAGGUCGCCGCAUGACCGCGCCGUCCCUCUUCUCCUGAUACCCCCGUUCCCCUUCACAAACCUCUCCCUCCAACACCUCAUCCAGCCUCUCACGGAACCGAAAGACCCGGAGACCCAGCAGCCGUUCCACGUCGUCAUCCCCUCUCUGCCCGGUCUCGGUUUCAGCGAUGCGCUCCCGAGCAACACGCCCGUCGUCUCCGCCUCGGCCGAGAUUCUCAACACCAUCAUGUCGAGACUCUCGUACUCGUCUUACGUCGUCUCGAAUACGGCGUCGGCCGCCUCGAGUCCCGCGGAAAUCGACUGGAAACUCGCGAAUCACCUGGCCACCCACUACUCGAGCAACUGCCUGGGCGCUCACUUCAUCAACCCCCCUCUCGCGGCCCCGGGUCUGAAGGAGGCGCCUUUGGCGUGGAUGAAGUGGUCGAUCGCGAAGUUCCUGCGCGCUCCGGUUUUCGGGUACCAGGCCGAGGACUUUCAGUCUCUGGACCGGGUCGAACGGUCGUCGACGUCGCACAAGCCGGGAGCGACGGACGUGCUGGAACCGAACACGCCGUCUUUCGCCCUGUGUGACUCGCCGGUCGGAUUGCUCGCGCUCGUCCUCAAAGUCAUCCGCGUGCUGGGAACCAAGAAGGAGUUCUCGCUGACCGAGAUCAUCACGUUCACGCAGGCGGCGUGGCUUCCGGGGCCGGAGGCCGCGAUGCGCUUCUGGGCUCACUGUCUCGCACACGAGGAGAAGACGGACACCAGGUCGGCAGCGAAGCCGAACAUGGCGAUAACUGUGUUCUCUGGAGACGACGGGGAUGGACGGCCGACUGACGUCGAGGCCCACCCUGUUUCGCCCCGGCCGGCUCCGAGCUCCUACGCAUGUCCGGCUUGGGCCAACGUAUCCUAUAACCUACUCUACGCCCGCCGAGCGUCAGGAGUUCCGGGCCUGGUCGCCUGGGACUCCCCGGAGUACAUCUUCGAGGGUGUCAGAGGAUUGACCAAAGGCUUACUCGCCAUUAGCGACAAGUUGAGGAAUCCCACGCAGGCUACCACCGCGCCUCUCCAGGGAGUCACGGUUCAGUCCGAUUCCCCGUCAGGCGCGAAGCAAGGAGGGAUUGGCCAGGGAGCGGCUGGAACGGUGCCGUCCACUCCCCAGCCGGAGGCUUCGUGGCGUCUCGAGCGGAUACGCGAGGCUUCGGAGACGCCUGGGAAGUCUCAGAAGGACGGCGGGGGAGGCGAUGCGGAUUUCGAUCAGGCUAGUCCUGAUACUAUCGUGGUUACUCCUCCGGGAAACUGA